GUGGUUUUUCUAAAUGAAAUAUGACAAAAUAGUAAACCUAACAUAUUCAAUUUAAUAAAUUUAUCUCAUAUGAAAUUAAUCAGUAUAAUAUAAACAUUAUCAAAGCAAAAAAUAUGUACAUACCUAAUAAGCGUCGAUUGAAAUAAUCAGUUUAUAGUAAAUAAAUAUAACAUCAUUGGCCGUGUAAUAUAAAACGAAAGUUAAUACGAUGGUUAUCCAGAAGAAUAAUAUUGAUUCCCAAAUAAAUUUUAAUGUGGAGGGUAACAGUAGUACAUGGACUUUCCAAGCACCAAAGACACUAAGCAUCCGAGUGGGAACUAAUAUGCAAGCGAGGCAGCCAAUUACUCGACAAAUAGCAAUAAACACAUUAGCAGCAAUGCAUCGAAGAUUCAGCUUACCAGGUCCUGUUCAGCCUCAUUCAAGACCUAUUGCGGAAUUCAGAGCGAGUGCAAACAAAUCUUUGGAUAUGUUGAGACAAACAAUUCAGUCAGCUGUCACUAGAGAAAUAGAUCAAGUUAUAAAAAAAUAUUUAGAGAAGUUCUUUGUGCCAGCAGUUAACAACAUUAGGUUGAACUUAGGUGAUGAGUCUGUCAGUGAAGAUCAGGUAAGGGCUGUGUGCAGAGCUAUGUUAGAUGCAACUCGCUUAUUAUACACAACUCCACCUAGAACAUUAUCAACACAAGAUGGCAAUGACGGUGAGCAAGUACAGAGUUUGGAUGGAAAAAACAUUAAUCUGGCACAAAAUAAAAGGAAGGAAAUGGAUCUUGAUUCCAGCUUGAAGCCAAAAAAAUUGAAACAAGAAGAUAAUUCCGAUAGUGGCACUUCAUCCCCUAUACCGUUUUCCGCAAUAAGAGAUCCAGAGAAAUGGAAUCCUGCCAGACUAACUCAAGACACUUUGUUUAUAAUGGGCUCUCAUGCUCACAAGGUUCUCGGAUUAGGUAACGCCCGUGGUCGCCUGUACUCCCGGCAUGCUGGUUUGCCAAGAUAUCCUGCUGAUAGUGCUGAUAAGGAAUGGAUAGCAAGCCAUAAUCUUGUGAAUGCUGUGGGUGGUAAAACAUAUAUCAUGGUAUUAGAAGAUAUUGAAGAACUUGCCGUCAGUGAUGCAUAUAAGCACAACUCGUUGCCUUUGUUGGGUGAAUUAUCAGGUUUCAAGGUACCAUUGUUCAUGUUACGAAAAAUUAAAACUUAUAUGUUGAAGAGGUCAUUAAGUGGUGAUAUCUGUGAAGUCAGCCCUCAACCAAGUACAAGUAAUAAUGAAGAAGAUAAAUUCAAAAUUGAGGACAUAAAGAUCGAAGCUCAUGAUGAUUUUGAUUCAGCUAAUUUUAAUGCAAGCCAGUACAUGAGUAACUCAGAUGGUGCAGGCGCAGAUUUUGCAGACAUUAAAGUUGAAGACAUUGAAGAUAUUAAAGUAGAUGGGAUCAAGGUUGAAGAUUUGGAAGAAAUGAAAGUGGACGGAAUAAAAGUGGAGGAUUUAGAUGAUUCGUCUAUAAAAGUUGAGGAUAUUGACAACAUUAAUGUUGAAAGGACAAAAGUGGAUGAUAUUAAAUUAGAGACAGAUGAAACUUUUGAUAUGAAUAAACAAACAGACAAUGAUGAUAGUAAUUUGGAAGGCCUGCUUGAUGCUGAUAUAGAAUUUUUAAGUCGUAAUUUGGGGAACAUUGAAAGUGACGCGGAUGCACGAAAAACUAUCGAGAAAUUAACUGGUGCUAAUCCAGAUACUAUUACUUUGGUAGGGGAUGAAUUUGAUUUAGGAAGCACAUUAAAUUCAAAUUUUUCAGGUAAUCAAACGACGAAAUGUAUAACAGUCGCCUCAACUACAAGCGGGAUGAUUCAUAGUGUUCCUGUAGCACAUAUAACAACACCUAGAAUUACUGGUAGUACGGUUCAUUAUUAUACCAGCUCGGGGAUUCAGCCAGGGCAAAGGACAGUUCAUCAUUUGCCGAAAGCCACUGUCACUAUUCAGAGUUUACCUCAGUCCUCUUCGCAAAUGAUUCGUGGGAAAAUUUAAGCAAAAGACGCUGGCAUUCUUGAAUACGGAACACGUCAUAACGUUUAAAAGGAGCUGAACCAUAGAAUUGCAGUGACCUUGACCCGCUAUUUAACUUGUGUGUUUUAUUGCAAGAAUACCGCGAAUGAAUGAGAAUUUGCAGUUAAAACAAUAAUCUCAUGUGUUCUUUAUUAUAUUGUGGGAGCUUAGCUAGGAAAUUCUAAUUAAUUUGUUGUUUCUAAUACAUAUUGUGAUAAUAUAUAAUAUAAUCUAUAA
Messenger RNA from Leptidea sinapis, 2263 nucleotides. RefSeq lists its product as uncharacterized. NCBI's taxonomy places the organism in Eukaryota, Metazoa, Arthropoda, Insecta, Lepidoptera, Pieridae. Gene Ontology annotation, molecular function: nucleosome binding; DNA binding. The record is from RefSeq and is a predicted model, not a curated record. Gene Ontology annotation, cellular component: nucleus. The coding region runs from base 209 to 2008 and encodes 599 amino acids. The transcript has 9 exons.